Molecule: messenger RNA, 1250 nt
Organism: Drosophila willistoni
Lineage: Eukaryota; Metazoa; Arthropoda; Insecta; Diptera; Drosophilidae
Exons: 1
Coding region: 215-1078 (287 amino acids)
Cellular component (GO): myosin II complex
Molecular function (GO): myosin heavy chain binding
Source: RefSeq, a predicted model, not a curated record
GUAAACGUCCUAAAGUGUAUCUCUCUGGAUCUCUUGUAAAACUUGUUAACAUUCCUACAUCCGUUUCUACACUUAAAAUAUUUUGGCUGCCUUAUUAUUUUCCAGCGUCCCUAAAGAUAAAUAUUUCGAUACAUUGAUUCACAUUCUCAUUUGCCGUCUUUCAAAAUUAACUUUGUAAAUUUUCGGAAAUUUUAGAUCAAAAUUUUUUUUAAAAAUGUUGGCAAAACGGGCUGUGCCGAGUGACCAGAACGUUCAUGUGCCCUGCAAUCUUGGAUUCUUCCACAAGAGAUGCGAACUGCUGCACAUGUUGCCGUUGGUGUCAAUAUUGCGGGAAAUUUUCGAUCUCUUUGUGUGGGAUAAUGAGAGUGAGUGCAUCGCUUUGACAGACGUCCUGGAUUGCCUGCGAUCCAUGGGCAUGGAUCCAAGCGAAAACUGGCUACACGCCAAGAUGUCAGAGUUUGUGUAUCGUGAGCGUAAUCCUUUGGCUGGUGGAAAAAUGCCCAAACGCGUUAAUUUCGAGCUAGUUUUGACAUUGUACUGCUGCCUGGCCAAUUCACCAGAAACGAAUGGAACUGCCAGCCGCGAGGAAAUGCUCCAAAGCCUGCGUCUGUAUGAUAGAGGACAAACAGGUAAAUUGGCGUAUGCGUUUCUCCGAAAAUUGCUAAUGACAAUGGGCAAUGAUCGCUUAACCGAAUCGGAGGUAUUCCAUUUGCUCAAUUCCUGCUCGGAUCCAGCCGGAAAUGUGUAUUAUGAGAAACUGGUAGAUCAAAUGUUUAUGCGAGAUAGGAAUGCUGAGGAGAAAUUACAUCAAUCAAAGAUCUAUCUGCAGGCAGUGGGUCGCAAUGCCAUAGACAUGGAUUUGUCGAAAAGGGAUGACUUCAUUGAUGCCUUGCGGCAGGCGGAUCCACAAAAGACGGGAUUUAUAGAGCCCCAACGAUUGCUCGUUCUUUUGAAUAGCGGCGAUAAUCAAUUCUCAUGCGACGAACUCGACCAGCUUACCAAAAGCAUGCACGACGUGGGCCUUAAAAAUCGUGGUAUCGACUAUAGGCGAUUUCUAAAGUUCAUUAUGAAUGAUUAGAGUUGGAGAAAUUGAGCACAUUUCACUUUCACUUUGCCAGACCAAUUGUUUCAUUUACACAGCAUUUUCUUCUUCCUCUUCUUUUUUUAAACAAACCAUUCUUUUUAAAUGUACCUAAUAAUCGUUAAAAUUUGCCAAUACAAAAUUUGAAUGACACAGCAGAAAAAUUUAA